GUUUCGGGAGGAGCGUAACCUAAUUCCAAAGGGGCUUCCGUAACCAGAAGUAGUAGGUGCGGGAUAACAAGGUGUAGAGCUAGAGGAACACAGCAGGCCAAGGAGCAUCAGAGAAGCAGGAAGGCUGACGUUUGGGGCCUAGACCCUUCGGUGUGGGUACCCGGAUCUCUAUCUAUGUAGUUGAUGGGUAAAGGUGGCAGGAGAGAUGCCUCGUUUUGCUCAACUUGUGAUGGGGCCUGCCGGCAGCGGGAAGAGUACUUACUGUUCCACUGUGCAGCAGCACUGUGAGGUGUUGAAUCGAUCUGUGCAGGUGGUGAACCUUGACCCUGCUGCAGAAUACUUUGACUAUCCUGUGUUGGCAGAUAUUCGGGAGCUCAUUCAAGUAGAUGAUGUGAUGGAAGAUGAUUCCUUGAAGUUCGGCCCAAAUGGUGGGCUGAUUUUCUGUAUGGAGUACUUUGCCAACAACUUUGAUUGGCUGGCAGAUUGUCUAGGACAUGUGGAAGAUGACUAUAUACUAUUUGAUUGUCCAGGUCAGAUUGAGUUAUACACUCAUCUUCCAAUAAUGAAGCAGCUAGUGGAACAGUUGCAGCAAUGGGAGUUUCGUGUCUGUGGGGUAUUUCUCGUUGACUCUCAGUUUAUGGUGGAGUCAUUUAAGUUUGUUUCAGGUGUUAUGGCAGCCCUCAGUGCUAUGGUGUCUCUGGAAAUUCCUCAGGUCAACAUCAUGACAAAAAUGGAUUUACUUAACAAAAAAGCGAAGAAAGAAAUUGAAAAGUAUUUAGACCCUGAUAUGUAUUCAUUGAUACAAGACUCAACUGAAACUUGGAAAAGCAAGAAAUUCAAAAAGCUAACCAAAGCAAUUUGUGAGUUGGUUGAUGACUACAGCAUGGUUCGUUUUUUGCCUUUUGAUCGUUCAGAUGAAGAAUGUAUUAACAUAGUCUUGCAGCAUAUUGAUUUUUCCAUUCAGUAUGGAGAGGAUUUUGAAGUCAAAGAACCAAAGGAACAAGAAGACAGCACUGAAGACCCCAGUGCAAGUGAGCAGUUUUUCCAAGGUUCAGUGGCAGACUGAAGUUCCUAGACAUGGCUGAAUGUUUGGUCCAAUUAAACAUUCGGUGUUUUCAGAAGCCUUCUACUUGGAUCCUCCCCAACACUCUGUCUUUCCAACAUUUCCUAAUAUGAGGCAAUUUAGGAAUCUUGUUUGGGACGCAACUUAUUUACACCAUAUUGUGUGGAGAAAAGCUCAAAUCCUUAAACUGAUUUAUACAUCGAAAGAAAAUAUUCAUGUUUGAGCUUGCUAAAUAAUAUGUGCGGUUAACUUAACACAAAACUCUAACUCCUGAGGGUACUUGUUUUAUUUAAGGUAUCAAAAACAUUUUGUUGAUAUUUAGCAAAAUAUUGGGAACUUUAUUUUAUUUCAAGUAGCAACUUUAAAGGCCUGCACCUUUUAAAAUAUUAUUUGCUGCAAACUACGAGAAGGAUAGGUUUCCACUUUGUUGCUUACUCAAAAGCAGAAAAUGUACAAAGUAUGUGUUUUUCUAAGUAUGUUAGGGUAAUUUCAUUUCGACAGCCCAUAAAAUGGAUAAUUGUUAGGAAUUUUACAGUCUACAAUUUUUAAUAAAUUUCAUUUUGGAAGACAAAUAUUACUACUGAAUGAUGGAAAAGCUUACAAAUGAUAUUUCUCUUAAUAAUGCAUGGAAUGUGAGCAUCGCUGGUUAGACCAUUAUUUAUUGCUCAUCUUUAAUCACCAUGGGGAAAAUGGUAGUGAGCUGACUUCUUAAUCUGUUUCAGUCUGUGGAGUUAGGGAUACACUCAGUGCUGUUAGGAAGGGAGUUCCAAAUAUUGACCCAGUGGUAAUGAAGGAAUAGCAAUGUACUUCCAACUCCUAUUGGUGUUUUGCCUUGAGAUAAUGGUCCUCUACUUGACUGCUGCCUUUGUCCUUCUGGGUGUCAGAGAUAGCAGGUUUAGAUGAUGAUAUCAUAGGAGCCUUGGUGAAUUGCUGCAGUACACGUAGAUGUUAGAUACUGGAUCCACAGUCAUCUGAGGUGGUAUGGAGUGCUGGUCAAGCAGGCUUUGUCCUUUAUGAAGGUUAACCACUUAGUUGUUUGGGUUCAGUCAUCCAGGAAAGUGAAGAGUAUUCCAUCAUAUGUCUUAACUUGUUCGUUGCAAGUGAUGGACAGGCUCUGAGGAGGUGAGAUAUUUGCUGAGUUUCCAGUCUCUGACUUCGUCUCGCCAUAACAAUAUUUAUGUAACUGGUCUAGUAUAAGUUUGCAGUCAGUGGAUGACCCCCAGGAUGUUGAUGUUGGCAGAUUCAGAGAUGGUAAUACUGUUUAAUGUCGAGAGAUGGUUGGAAUAUCGGUCAUUGUCAUGGUCAUUGUCUGGCACUCGUGAAUGUUUUGACUGUUAUCAGCCCAAACCUGAAUACUGUGCAGUCAUCAGCAAAAAUCCUCCCUUGUAACUUUAUGAUAGAGGAAAAGCUGGUUGUGAAGCAGUCAAGAAUUUUCAGGUCUAGGAUACUUCUGUGAGGAACUCCUAUAAUAUGCGGCUGAAAAGAUGGACUUUCAGCAACCAUAACUAUUUUCCUUUUGUGCCAGAUAUAAUUCAAGUCAGUUUGUUUGAAUGGAUUUAGGCUUCCUUGAUUCUGUCUUCAUGGUGAUGUUUGCUGCAGAAUACAGCUGUGCCACAAAGUCCUGUGCCUACCACAAAAUCAAGGACUUGCAGCUGGAGUAGACUUGAGGCUGCUGUUGUCAUGCAAAAUGUUCUGGCUUUACUCCAUGAUGAUCCAGAGAGUUGAAGGUAGCUGAGAUAUGGUCUUCAUGUUUGUGCUAUUUCAACAGGAAGUUGCCAUCUAUGUCAUCAAGAAGUUGAACUAAUGCCCUGAAGUGUAUAUAAAUUUAAGUUCAAACUUAAAAAUUAGUCUAACCCCAGGCUUUAAACAGGCUAUUAAAGGAUAUGUGUAUCACUUUUGACUAAGUGUAUUUAUGGUAGAGAUUAGCAAUGACCGAUUUUGAAUGUUGAAAGGGGCUACAAGUGUUGAUUAGCCUAGUCCCAUUUUCAUAGCUUCACACAGUUUAAUUUGCAAAUAAUUUUUAACUUGUACUGUGUGAAAAUAAAAGCUUAAUUUGCUGCUUCUGCUCAUGCAACAGGUUUCAAAAAUAGAAUCACCACCACGGAGCACUUGCCUUUUGACAGUCGUCUAAAAGGAAGUAUUAGUUCUUUUCAACUGUAAAAAUGUAGAAUAAAUUUAUUAUUUUGUUACCACCUGAAACAAGCUUUACAAUGAGAAAUUUUGCAAUGUUUAUAUAAUGAGGGCCCCCCUGUGGUGCGGCAGUAGUGUGCCUACCCUUAUUUGAGAGGUCUGGAUUUUGCUCCUGACUUGUGUAUUAACAUCUGAACAGGUUGACUAGAACAAUGGGUUAAAUAAAAACAAAAAAAAAUGUAAUUACUCCGCAUAAUCUCGUAUUCCAGCCUGAUGGAUGGGCAUCUGAGGUUAUAUCUCUCAACCUUGGUUGGAUUGCAGAAAGCUUUUUUUUUUCCAUUUGGCACAGGUGAGUCUCCUGGGUUGAUGAAAGUUCCAUGAAUUGUAAGUGCUUUCUUGAACACUGAGCUGAGACGUAAUCUGGGAAAUAAAUGGGAAAGGUGAAUAAGGUAGAAAGAGGGAGUCCUUUUCAAAUUGUUUUUAUAAUCAAAAUGCAAAUCUUUCUAUCUCAAACCUUGUUGAUUUGAAAAUCUAAUAUUUUAGGUUUCUGGCUUAAUACACAUACUGCACAUGGGUGCCAUUUGUUCAAGUAUUACAACCUUUUAUAUUAAAAAAAUUACAUUAAUCAUUUAACGAACUAUAAUUUGGAAUGAAGCUAAACCUACAAGACCUCAAUUUGAUGUAAUUCAGAGUCUGAAACCGAAUGUAAUAAGAUGCUCUUGGAUGCCCUGAAGAGCUAAGGAUUAAUGAUCAAACUUCCUUUUAUCUUACAGCAAGACUUUUUAAUAUAAGCAGGAUGGCUUUGAAGUGCCAUGAGAAGAAAGCAUGGUUAAUCUUCUGCUUUGUGUGUCCGAGUGUUGUAUGUAAGAAAUGGUUAUACAGAGGAAUAAAUGAAAGUAAUGACGUCAA
Messenger RNA from Rhincodon typus (whale shark), 4102 nucleotides. It is a transcript of the gene gpn3, whose product is annotated as GPN-loop GTPase 3. Gene Ontology annotation, molecular function: GTPase activity. The transcript is spliced from 8 exons. The record is from RefSeq and is a predicted model, not a curated record. Lineage: Eukaryota; Metazoa; Chordata; Chondrichthyes; Orectolobiformes; Rhincodontidae. The coding region runs from base 206 to 1066 and encodes 286 amino acids.